Nicrophorus vespilloides is the source of this 778-nucleotide messenger RNA. RefSeq names its product alpha-tocopherol transfer protein-like. Gene Ontology annotation, cellular component: membrane. The record is from RefSeq and is a predicted model, not a curated record. Gene Ontology annotation, molecular function: phosphatidylinositol bisphosphate binding. Lineage: Eukaryota; Metazoa; Arthropoda; Insecta; Coleoptera; Silphidae.
CUGAUCGUCAGAUAAUAUCCUUCCUGGUGAUGAACAAAUUUUCGAUCGAAAAGACUAAAGAAAAACUGGAACUAAACUAUUCCAUAAAAUCUUUGAUACCGGAGUUCUACAAGUUUCCCGUUUCUCAUACUGAUUUCCUGAAAGAUGUCAAUUGCAACACUUUGGUGUAUCUUCCGAAGCUCAACAAGAAUCUGAACAGGGUUGUCAUUUGGAAACCUGAUAUACCGGAGGAUUUUAACGUGAACACUUUGUUCUCUACUUUGCUGCAGCUUUUGGAGCUGAAGAGUAUCUUGGAUUUCAGCAAUUCCGAUGAGUACAUGUGCGAUAUGAGCAAUUUGUCUUUGUCACUGGUUUCCAAGAUUGGACCGAUGGAUAUUAAGAAAAUGCUCACCAUUUUAGAGAAAGUCUACUCGAAUAGAAUUGCUGCCAUCCAUUACGUGAAUAUACCUUCUUAUGCGAUGACUUUGAUUAACUUGGUUAAAGUCACUUUGAAGCCGAAAAUCCGUGAUAGAAUUGUUUUACACAAGAACAACGAAAGUUUGCUAGAUUAUUACUCCAAGGAUAUUUUGCCUAAAGAUUUGGGUGGUGAUUCUAAAUCGUUGGCUGAGCUUAAAGAGGAUUUUAAGCAACUUUUGUUGGAUAAUCAAGAGUAUUUGAAGAAAGUUCAAUCUGCCAGAGUUAACGAGGUUCUGCGACCGGCCAAACUCUGCAACGACGAUAUUCUUGGUUUCCAUGGCAAUUUCAGGAAACUGCAAGUAGAUUAGAUUUGUAUUUAUAC